Molecule: messenger RNA, 439 nt
Organism: Exaiptasia diaphana
Lineage: Eukaryota; Metazoa; Cnidaria; Anthozoa; Actiniaria; Aiptasiidae
Product: 60S ribosomal protein L44
Exons: 5
Coding region: 94-414 (106 amino acids)
Biological process (GO): translation
Cellular component (GO): cytosolic large ribosomal subunit; ribosome
Molecular function (GO): structural constituent of ribosome
Source: RefSeq, a predicted model, not a curated record
UAACCGUUUGCCUCGUCUUGAUGCAAACCGGGCUCAUUAGGGAUCUGGGUACGAAUUAUCUUCCUCUUCCCUUCGCUCUCCAAGAGGAACAARAUGGUGAACGUACCGAAGCAGCGACGUACUUAUUGCAAGGGCUCGAAAUGCCAACGACAUACUGUCCACAAAGUUACACAGUAUAAGACAGGCAAAGCCAGUCUUUUCGCCCAAGGUAAGCGUCGUUAUGAUCGCAAACAAUCUGGAUUUGGAGGUCAGACGAAGCCUAUCUUCCACAAGAAGGCCAAAACAACAAAGAAAAUUGUGCUUCGUAUGGAAUGCACACAGUGCAAGUACAGGAAACAAGUUGCAUUGAAAAGAUGUAAGCACUUUGAGCUUGGUGGUGACAAGAAACGAAAGGGACAAAUGAUCCAGUUUUAAGUUGGUGCUUUGAAUUUCUGUACAA